CAGACAAUCCGUUUGGUGCAGAUCGCGGAAAGCGAGGAGAUAAACACACACACAUACCAUCAGUUGUGCCGCACUGUCCCAAAGCGGUACGAGACCAGCGCUGUAUCCGUGCAGACUGGUCGCAGUCAGCCUCGGCACUCUCAAAGUGGUGCAAUCGCACGAAGUGUUUUUUGUUUUCGUUGCCAGUCGUUCGCCAGCGAGUGCAUUUCAGAGUGCCAUUUUUUUUUUGACGUCGUCGUCGUCGAUGAUGCUAUAGGCGUCGCGAUGUCCCCGUUUGAGGUUUUAGCUUUGGCGUUGGCGCUAAGUUUCUGCGUCGGGAUACGCUGCGAACAGAACCAGACGCAUGCGCAGUCGGAGUGCAAGCCGAAGGCGUGUCUGCGUAACGCUGACAGCGAGAAGGCGGUCUGCGGCUCGGACGGUCUCAGCUACCCCAACAAGUGCCAUUUGGAAAGGGCGAGGUGCCAAAACGGGAACGUCACCCUGGUGAAGAGGGGAGCGUGCAAAACGCAUAAGUCUUGCGCGGAAUGGCAGAAAUCGGGUAACGCGCACGCCAGUAACGGAUUCAGGCCGCAGUGUCGCAGGGACGGCUCGUACGAGCAGAUCCAAUGUCACUCGGAGACCGGGUACUGCUGGUGCGUCACGGUGGAGGGGGUGCCGAUACCCAAUACCGCGGUCAAAGUCGGAAGAAAAGUGAGGUGCGGUCGGCGCAACAAGAACCGUCGGCGCGCGCCCAGCAGGAAAAACAAACACAAGAUCUGCAAGCGGAACGAGAAGGCCCUGCUGAACGCUAACCUGAUCAACAGUUUCCAUUCGGAGUUCUUCCGGGAGAACGGCAGAAACGAGUCGGACGCGUUGGUGGUCGCCUGGAAGUUCCGCUCUUUGGACACGGACGGCGAUUUUUACCUCGACAAAACCGAAUACAAAGAUAUACGCAGACUGGUAAAGAAGGUAAUGAAGCCCAAGAAAUGCGCGAAACUGUUUCCGAAAUCGUGCGACGUCGACAUAGACCACGCGAUCAGUCUGCAAGAGUGGACCGACUGUUUGCCGAGGGACGGCAUUGAUGUUUCUUUGCGUGUGUUUUUGUCACUGAACCCAGAUGGCAGGAUAGACGCGGCGUUGGAUGGGGGGGAGGACGAAGAGGAGGACUACGUCGAUUCCUAUAGCUCGAAUUUGGGGCCACCUCACACAUUCAACGGCGUGACGUCUAUGGACGACAGUCAGAGCUAUCCGGAUAGUGACUCGUUCGUGGUAGAGGACGAUCCGUCCAACUGCCACACGGACAAAAAGGCCGCGCUGGCAGAGGGCGAUAGCUCGAACUAUAUUCCGGAGUGUACGGCCGACGGCAGAUACCAAAAGGUGCAGUGCUACAAGUCUGCCGGGUACUGUUGGUGCGUCGACGAAGACACCGGCAAAAACAUACCGGGCACUUCGGUAAAAAAUGGCACCCCCAACUGCGACCUGCACAAGGUGACCAAUAGGGCGAUGAAGGGGUGUCCCGAUGAGAAAAAGUUAGUGUUCCUGCGCGAACUCAUCCACUUCCUGCAUACGAAAAUGUCUGAGAUGGUGAGCGCGAACAGCACCUUCACGUCGUUGGCUUGGAUCCAGACCAAGGAGGAGCAGGCGGCCACGUGGAGUUUCGUCGUGUUCGACAAAAACAAGAACAAGAUGCUCGAGAAGAGCGAGUGGAAGGCGUUCAAGGACAUGGUCGGGGGAGUGAAGGGUCUGAAAAAGUGCGGCAAGAAGCUGCCGCGGUACUGUGAUAGCAACAAAGAUAGGCUGAUUAGUAUGACCGAGUGGUUGGACUGUCUUAAUAUUCAGCAAGGUGCAGCGUCGGGAUCUAGCUCGGCCAAUAUGUCCGUCAGGACGGGCAAAAAGAAUCCGCUGAGUAUGUUAAAGGACGAUUAGGCUAGCCGCUUUUUUUUUUUUUUGAGGAUACGGCUAAAGAAAAAACGACGGGCGGGCCUGGCGGGGGGGAAAUACGAGGUGGUGCGCUUUUGUCGCGGAUAGUAUGUGAUUGUAGGUUAAGGUAUUCGUUUUCGCCCGUCGCCGCGCACGCUAAAGAGUUUAUUUAUUUGUGUUCGCCUCAAGGGUAGGCCCGCGCGCCCUUCUUGUCUGUGCCAUACUUUAUAUACGCGAUGGUGCCCCCGCAACGGCAGCGAUCAUUUUGUUUUUCAAAGCGUUGAAAUCGUGAGCCGAGUUCGCGCAUACUCCCAUUUUUUGUACAUUUCGUGUAUUAUAAACGUAAUUCUUAGCUUGAAUCAGUGUAAAAUUUUAAUAUA
Cylas formicarius (sweet potato weevil) is the source of this 2279-nucleotide messenger RNA. RefSeq names its product SPARC-related modular calcium-binding protein 2 (gene magu). The record is from RefSeq and is a predicted model, not a curated record. Gene Ontology annotation, biological process: cell-matrix adhesion. Gene Ontology annotation, molecular function: protein binding; calcium ion binding. NCBI's taxonomy places the organism in Eukaryota, Metazoa, Arthropoda, Insecta, Coleoptera, Brentidae. Gene Ontology annotation, cellular component: basement membrane. The transcript is spliced from 8 exons. The coding region runs from base 265 to 1905 and encodes 546 amino acids.